AUGGCUAUGACCGACCUGUUCAACGCUGCCGAUAUCAAGAAGGCAGUGGAGGCCUUUUCAGCUCCAGGCUCCUUUAACCAUCAGAAAUUCUUUGUGAUGGUGGGGAUGAAAAAGAAGACUCCUGAAGAACUGAAGAAAAUCUAUGACUUCCUGGACAGAGAUCAAAGUGGAGUUCUUGAAGAGGAAGAAAUAAUCUCUCUUCUAAGGAACUUUUCCCCAGAGGGCAGAAUCCUGACUGCUGCUGAAACCAAGGCAAUGAUGGCCGCUGGGGAUAAAGAUGGAGAUGGCAAAAUAGGCAUUGAAGAUUUUCUGACCAUGAUGGCUGAAUUGUAA
Molecule: messenger RNA, 333 nt
Organism: Elgaria multicarinata webbii
Lineage: Eukaryota; Metazoa; Chordata; Lepidosauria; Squamata; Anguidae
Product: parvalbumin, muscle-like
Exons: 4
Coding region: 1-333 (110 amino acids)
Cellular component (GO): cytoplasm
Molecular function (GO): calcium ion binding
Source: RefSeq, a predicted model, not a curated record